UAUUUAACAACCCAACACAAAAAAAAAUUGACCUUUCCAUCAAUUUACAGCCCUCACUGUACCCCAAAAAAUCUUGUGAAUGAAAAAAGCUUUCCAUUUCCACCCUCGUUAUAAAUUUCAUUUCAAUACUAUACUCGCUGCAUUAUACCAAAGCUCUGUACCUUUUAGCACUCUGGCUGGCUGUCUGCCGACAAUAAACACACACUUUCCACUUCAGUCCUUCUUCGUGCGGCUCACUAGCCGGUCUAGAGAGAGCAAACGAUUCGAGUCGAGAGUUUGGCUAAAAAAAAGUUACGACAGUGAGUUUCAUAUCCUCUCCCUUUUAAGUGCUCCGAAGACACACGAGACACGACCGCGUGCCGGUGUUUUAUAAACGAACUUAUCAUCAUCAGGCGUGCCGCAUCUCUCCAUUUGGAUUUGAGCUAUCAUCAGCUUUCCAUUUACCAUCAUUUAUAUCUGUUUAUCUAUGGGGUAAAACGGCAACCCAUUUUUGGAUUUGUGGUGGCGUAAUAAAGAACUGACAUACGUAUACUCUGAUUUGCGGUCUGCCGGCAAUAAUCGGGGGCUAAACAGCUGCACCGAUUUUGAGCUUUUAUAUCUCUUUUCUGUGUUGUGUAUGGGUCAACAUCAACAACAAAAAGGAGGCCAACUUGCUGCUGCUGCUGUGAGGAAGGAAGGGUUAAAAUACAUUCGUGAGGAUUCACGUGCUGAAAGGCUCUCUGCGUCGCAGUCGCAGUCCCCAGCAUGCAUCCGAUAUCCGAGGGUGGCGUUCUCGGUUUUUUUUUUGUGUGAAUUACCGUCACCGUCACGUUUCACCGAACCGUUCGUUGAUAUGUUUGUUCUGUGAAUAUUGAAAAAUUUGCUGCAAUAUCAUUCUCGUUGUAGAAGUUGCGUGCAGCACAGUGCUGAUUGGUUAAACAUAGAACGACCUUUGGGUGACGAACGAGAAAAUCUAUCCGAGCACUUUUGGUGCAAUAAAAAGUGAUUGUCUUCGGUCAAGUCGAAGAGCGAAGACCCUUCGUGUCGUAGUGUCGUUCAGUUUCGAAGUUUGUCAGUCACUCAGUCGGGCUGUUCGUUCGUCUUCUGCAGUCCUCAUAUUUUACACUUGAGAGUAUCUGUUUUUUUUUUGUGUCUCUGUAUAUUCUCUUGGCAUAGAUUCUUUUCGUUUUCGGAUUCGAAUUGUGUCUUUUAAUUUUUUUUUUCUUGUUUGCUUUUGUGUUGCCAUGCUACUACUCUCUAGUUCACAUGGUGUCUGUGCUAGUGGCUGGCUGUUGUUUUAGUGGCAUGUAUUCCUGCUGCUAUUGAAGCUGCUGCAACUGCUGCGGUUGAACUGUGAAUGCUUUAAAAUAGCUGCAGUGCGGUUUGAUUUGGGUAGCUGCUCAUAUUCGGUUUUCUGCUGUGUCUUUUCUGGUGUGUUACUAUUUGGCGGUGUUAUACUUUUAUUGCAGUUCUUCUCUCUUUUUGUUGAAAGUGCAGCCGUCGAGUGUAGAAAUAUAAACAAGAGAACUUUUUUUUUUUUUGGAUUUAAAUAUUAUCGUGUAGCGCUAGAAGCUAAUGGUUUUCGGGGGAAAUAAAUAAAGAUUAUUUUGUUUGAUUCAAAUGUGCCGGUAGCGGUUGAGGUUUUUUUGGUACCUUUUUUUCCCUGAUUUUUUUGUUUUGGCGUGGACGAGAAAUAUAUAAAUCACAGGAGGUAUCGUAUCUACAGGGAAUCGCUCUGCUAAUUGAAUUGGAGUAUACGAUUUGGUUUGCAGUGCUGUGGUGUACUUUUAAGGAUUUCAAUUGGAGUGUGGACUAAUUAUUAUUCUGUCCAUUUCCGAAGCGAAGAUUUAUCACCAAGUACCACAACUUCAUAUCUACACAAUGAGCUGAAACUUAUUCAACAACUCUAGAAACAAAAGAUUAACCAAAGCAAAUCUAAUCAAAAAAUUACAAACAUUCAUCAUAUCGUAACGCUGUGAAACCAAAAAAAUAAAAAAAAAAAAAAACAAAACUUAAAAAGAAAUUAAAAAAUAAUGGCCACCAAAACGUUAGUACAAAAUAACAGAACGCCAUCUGCCGAGUCAAUUCAACAAUUAUCAUCAAUAUCGUUAAUGCUUGAAUACGAUAUUGACAAUACUUUGAAUACGAUCAAAGAAAACGGUCAUCUGAUGAAGGAAAUCAAAAUUGUACGAGAUUGCCGGCCAAAGCUGGAAAUCAAUAAUAAUGACAAAUUAUUAAGUCAAAGUCCACCUUCACCGGCAGUGCUGCCAACAAAUGCACGCAAACGAUGGAAGAUUCUGGCAAAAGUUUUGCGUAAGGACUCAGAAGAAACAAUAUCAUCUGAAGAUGAAGAACGUACAGCUUCAGUGCGUCGAUUUAAGAGUUUUGACUUGCUAAAACAGGAUAGCUUCGAAGAUCAUAUAGCUUUAAAUUGCCUUGGCAAACCUGACAAUUGGUACAAAUAUAAGGUUCUCAUUGGACCGAUUGAACAUUCAGUUAAUAUUCAUCAUAUCGAUCGACAUUUGACAGCCAAUGAUUUGAUGGGAUUUAAUAAUACAGGAAAUAUCUGCGUUUGGCCAUCAGAGGAAGCUCUGACAGUUUAUGUUCUUUCGGAUCUUGAAAGUUAUAGGGGUAAAUGGAUAUUGGAAUUAGGCGGUGGAAUGACUUGCCUAACCGGCUUAAUGCUUUCAAAAUAUUCAAAACCCUUUGCAGUCCACCUUACCGACGGCAAUGAUGUGUCAGUGGAUAAUGUCCGGAAAACCGUUUGCCUUAAUGAACUCUCCUGUUAUACUAAGUGUUCGGUUUUAAAAUGGGAAGAUACAACCACACGAUCUAUAAAUGAAUUUGAAAAAUUCGAUUGUAUACUUUCGGCAGAUUGUUUAUUUUUUGAUGAAGCACGUUCAGCUCUUGUAGAUACGAUUUGGUUCUAUUUAUCUCGUGGCGGUGAAGCUUUAGUAAUGGCACCUCAACGUGGCAAAACUUUAAGUCUUUUUGUCGAAGAAUGCCUUCGAAAAGGUUUCAAUUGUGACGUAAUUCAUCGAUAUAAUGAAAUCAUUUGGCAGCGACAUCUAGAGUUGCAGGGAACAGAACUUUACGAUGAAAACAUACAUUAUCCCGUCCUCAUGAAGCUGAAAAAACCUCUAGCACCCGUUGUACAUGAUUAAUAUAAUAAAAUAUUAUAAAUUUAUAUAAAUCAAUUCGAAACAUUAAAAUUAUAUUCCAGUCUAGAAAUUUAAAAAAAAAAUUAAAAUUAAAAAAAAAUUGAUAUCAAAUUGAUGAGAACCAAAGAAAAACGAACUACAGUCCAAUCCGCUUAAUUGAUUCGUUUAUCGAUUCAGAAUUUAUUUUACCCAAGUUUCAUAACCAAUAAGUAGCAAGGGUAAGGCAGUGCGAAUUUUCAUAAAGAAACAGCACGAAUUUAAGUUCAUAUGUCAGUUUGACAGUUCAGAAGAUGAUCAAUUCGGCAAGCGUAAGGUUUCUCUAUGUGACAGCAAAUCGUAUACUAAAAAGUUAUUUUAAAUGCUAUAAAGUGACAGAUAGCAAAAUUAGAAUGUGUUCACGAAAAAACAAUCUUAUUUCGACUGCAUGUAAGCUAUAAUAAAAAUAAUAAAGUACUUUUAAAAAUUGAUAAUGAGUUCAUUUGACAGUAUAAAUUCAAAUUUAGUCGAUUUUUAAACUAAAUUAAAUAAGUGACAGCAUUGUAUGACUU
Messenger RNA from Episyrphus balteatus (marmalade hoverfly), 3688 nucleotides. RefSeq names its product calmodulin-lysine N-methyltransferase. Bases 2013 to 3143 code for a protein of 376 amino acids. The record is from RefSeq and is a predicted model, not a curated record. NCBI's taxonomy places the organism in Eukaryota, Metazoa, Arthropoda, Insecta, Diptera, Syrphidae. Gene Ontology annotation, molecular function: calmodulin-lysine N-methyltransferase activity. Gene Ontology annotation, cellular component: cytoplasm. The transcript has 2 exons.